AUGCCCAGCAAGGACUUGCCGCCCGAGACCUGGAAGGCGUGGUGGGUGGUCGGCGUCAUUUUCCCGGCGCACCUUGUCCUCGGCAUCCUCAGCCUCCCGCUGCUCGCGUAUCACCUCUAUCACCUCUCUCCGUGGACGUGGGCGCUCGUCUGCGUCUACCUUCCAUUCUACCUGUACCCGGCGGAGAAGCGCUAUCCCGGCUGGAAGGGCUUCGACGCGCUGUGGAACUUUUUUGACUACGAGUCGACCUGUCAGUCCUACUUUGGGGAGUUUGGCGUCCAUGGCGGCGCAAAGGUGGAUCCGGACGGGCAAUACUUUGUCGCCGCGCACCCGCACGGCACCGUCAUCUUCCAGCGUACCUAUUGGCGCUCGGAGCGGCUCGCCCGCUUCUUCCGGCGGCCGUGGCGCAUGCUCGGCGCGUCGGUCCUCUUCCGCAUCCCGCUCGUGCGCGAGAUGACGCUCUGGUUCGGCGCGGUGGACGCCGGAAGAUCCAACUGCGAGCGGCUGCUGCGCGCCGGCGCGACGGUGGUGGUCUGGCCGGGCGGGCUCGACGAGGCCAACUCGGUCGACGAGCCGCGCGGCGUGGUGCGGCUGCGGACGAGGACCGGCUUCAUCCGGCUCGCGGUCCGGUCUGGUGUGCCGGUCCUGCCGAUGUUUGUCUUUGGAGAGCUGGACGCGGUGGAGGCGGUGCGGCUGCUGCCGCGGCCGCUCGCCUCGUGGCUCAAGCGCACCCUGCGCGCCUCGUCCAACGGCUUCGUCGGGCGGUACGGCACGCCCGUACCACGGCGCGUGCCCUUCAAUCUGGUCAUCGGCGACCCGAUCGCCACCGCCGCCGCGCCCUCCGCCGCCGCCACGGACGCCGAGGUUGCCCGCGUGCACUCCCUCUACCGCGCCGAGCUGUCUCGCAUCUAUCACGAGCACCGCGACGCGUUCGGCUACGGCGGGCGCGAGCUCGUUUUUGCCAACGAGGACUUGGCGGCUGGGUAG
Molecule: messenger RNA, 987 nt
Organism: Emiliania huxleyi CCMP1516
Lineage: Eukaryota; Haptophyta; Isochrysidales; Noelaerhabdaceae
Gene: DGAT1
Product: diacylglycerol acyltransferase
Exons: 1
Coding region: 1-987 (328 amino acids)
Biological process (GO): lipid metabolic process
Source: RefSeq, a predicted model, not a curated record